Colletotrichum chrysophilum is the source of this 1056-nucleotide messenger RNA. RefSeq lists its product as uncharacterized. The transcript is spliced from 2 exons. Bases 1 to 1056 code for a protein of 351 amino acids. The record is from RefSeq and is a predicted model, not a curated record. NCBI's taxonomy places the organism in Eukaryota, Fungi, Ascomycota, Sordariomycetes, Glomerellales, Glomerellaceae.
AUGUCGAUGAACAACCCGCCAACGCCGUACGGACACGGAAUGGGCGCGGCGCCGUCGCCGUCGCCGGCCAUGUACGGGCAGCAAUACACGCCUCAACACGCGUCGGCUUCGCCUGUCGCGUUGCCUCAUCAGACACCAGUGCCGCUGCCCCAGAUUCCUCCUCACCAGGCGUCUCACUCUCCGCAACAGCCCAUCCGUCCCAUGUACCAGCAGCAGGGAUACUUUCAGCAACAGCAGCAGCAGCAACAGCACCUUCCACCACAGCAGCACCACCAGCCGCCGCCGCCGCACUACCCGCAGGCCCAAGCGCCCCCCGUGGCACAGCACGGACACGGACACCACCAGAUGCAUCCACAAAUGAUGACAGCAAACUCUUUGGGCCCAACGACGUUCAAUCACCACCAGAUGCAGCCUCACCCAACUGCAGCCCGCACCCCCAUGGCGUCUGCACCCAAUGCCAUGCCGCCAAACAACGCCUACAACCCCCCGCGCCCUCCCGAGGUUUUUGUCCUGCCCGACCACAUCAACGACCAAAUUCCCGAGGAGGUGCGCAGCCAGUACAACAGGGACGAGAACGGCAGAAUCAUUUUCUUCACCACACCGCCCGCCGCGCGCCCCGAACAUGGCCUUGCGCCGGACCACGCAAACACGGGCCAUAGCCUCGCCUACCUUGCCAAGAGCAACCCGGAAUGGCUGUCGGAGCGUGCGAGCAAGGCAAAGGCCUUCUCCGUUGUCAAGCAGAAGGAGCUGAAGACCAAGAUGGUCAUUGACGAGAUCACCAAGGGCAAGACGCAGGAGGAGCUGCAUGACUGGGCGAGCGACGCAUGGGCUCUGUAUUGGAAGAGCCAUGCCCAGGAAACGAUGCGCAUGCGCGAGGAUGGCGACCUGGAUGGACACGACCAGAUGGUGAGGGAGCAGCAUGCAGUCAAGGUCAAGUCCAGAAGGGAGCGUGAGGAGGAGGCCGAUAGGGCCGAAGAGGCCAAGAAGGCCAGCUAUCUCGAGGGCAUCUACUCGGCCCACACCAGCAUGCGUUCCUCCAAGCCACGUGGUGUCUGA